Messenger RNA from Suillus subalutaceus, 636 nucleotides. RefSeq lists its product as uncharacterized. The transcript is spliced from 3 exons. NCBI's taxonomy places the organism in Eukaryota, Fungi, Basidiomycota, Agaricomycetes, Boletales, Suillaceae. The coding region runs from base 1 to 636 and encodes 211 amino acids. The record is from RefSeq and is a predicted model, not a curated record.
AUGGGCCCACCCGUCUCCAUCGGAAAUAAUAUUCCUCCCGGCCCACCCGUCAACAUCGGGUCGGGUGACCCGUAUAAUACGGGAUUUGUCACUGAAGGGGCUCCCAGGCACACGUCAUCGCCAUCUCCUGUAUCACCUACAACUACCAAUACCUUUCAGCAUAUAAUUCCAGACUGCACCAUUGAUCCUGCACUUCUUGCUAUUUCUGUUCCACCAUCAGUCACAUACGAUGCAUCUUCCCCGGUUCCCGCACUCGUUCAUUCUCCGAUCACAUCUACCGAAUCGUCUGAUGGGGCUCUCACCCCACCUGCAUAUAAUGACCAAGGGAAGAGUACUGGGCCUUAUGGCCUGGCAAGAGUUGCCGUUGGGACUGCUGCAUUAUUUUGCGGGUUGUUUGGGAUUGUUCGGAGUCCCAACCGUUUAGCAGACAACUUAUUGUAUGAGGAGGCAACUCUGGCUUUCGCCGGAAUUCUGUUAGAUGGGGAGGCGCUCACUUUGUCCUUGACUGGAGAGAGUAUUGGGCCUCAUGGCUUGGAAAGAGUUGCCAUUGCCAUUGGGGCUAUUGCUGUUGCUGUAUUUACUUCCUCCUCUCUUGGAGGGCUUCUUUCUGUUGCUUUCAACCUUCUAGCAUGCUGA